Messenger RNA from Danaus chrysippus (African queen), 819 nucleotides. Lineage: Eukaryota; Metazoa; Arthropoda; Insecta; Lepidoptera; Nymphalidae. The record is from the annotation of a GenBank genome assembly.
AUGGCGAGAAAUGCUGAAGCCGAAGUGGCAAAAAUGAAAAUGCUAGAGGAACGUAUAAAGGCGCCAUCUAUCUGGGGUCGUGUGCCCUGCGGCAUCAGGUUUGAAGAUCUUCAAGACAGGAGCUACGAGGAUGCUGUCAGAUUAUUAAAAAACCAUUUCUUGUCAGAAGAGAUAACCUACAGAUCCGUGAAGAUAUCCAAUGAGAAAGAGGCUACUGAUGAAUUUGUCCACAAUGUAAGGAUUUGGAUGAAAGACAAAAUGUCUAUAGCAGCUGUCAAAGAGGGCACAAAUAAACUGGUUGGAGUUCUGAUUAUGAGGAUACAGGAGAAAAGCGCAUUCUCCCGUACAUUCAGUCACGUAAAAAUAACACACAACCCUCUAUACACGCAAGUGGUAACGUUUUAUAGGGAAAUUGAGAAAGGUGCUAAUUUGUUUGAGAAGCUUGAUGUCAAACGCUACCUUAAGAUAUACGUGCUGGCUUUGAAGGCUAGGUAUCGGCAUCGAGGUAUAGCAAAGGAAAUGUUAAAGGCUGCGAUGGCGUUAAGUGAGAGUGCCAACGUGCCAGCUAUAUCUGGCAUCUUCACGACGGGUAGAGGCCAACAGAUAGCCGAGGAACUUGGCUUUGAGAAGUUCAACGAAUUAUAUUACAUAAGAUACAUUAUAAAUGAUGAGAUAGUUUUCUGGGACACCGGUCUGGGUAAUUAUGGUGCCGCUCUGAUGGCGUAUAGGAUACCUACAGUAAUUGAGCCCCAAGAACUUCAAGUUCAGGCGUCAUCACGGUUCAACAUACCACAGCCAGAUGAUGAUGAAGAAGAUUGA